Messenger RNA from Pteronotus mesoamericanus, 546 nucleotides. Its product is annotated as lipase maturation factor 1-like. Gene Ontology annotation, cellular component: endoplasmic reticulum membrane. The transcript has 2 exons. Gene Ontology annotation, biological process: protein maturation. The record is from RefSeq and is a predicted model, not a curated record. NCBI's taxonomy places the organism in Eukaryota, Metazoa, Chordata, Mammalia, Chiroptera, Mormoopidae. The coding region runs from base 20 to 505 and encodes 161 amino acids.
GCACCCUGAAGGCCCGGCAAUGGCGGCGCCCGAAGAGCAGCUUAGGAGGAGGAAAGCUGCAGGCACUGGCCAGGACCCUGGGUCUCCGCCGGGGCCAGGGCACAAGCCCGCGGGCUGCAAGGCCCGCCUCCGGGCGGGCACCUUCUGGCUGACCAGGAUCGUGCUCCUGAGGGCCCUCGCUUUCAUUUACUUUGUGGCAUUCUUGGUGGCUUUUCAUCAGAACAAGCAGCUGAUUGGAGACAGAGGACUGCUGCCCUGCAAACUAUAUCUGAAGAGCGUGCAGCAGCACUUCCAGGGGCAGGUUGGCUGGGACGCGGUGAGCUACGCCCCGACCAUCCUCUGGCUGCUGGACUGGUCACACAUGGACUCCAACCUGGACGCCCUCGCGCUGCUUGGGUUGGGCAUCUCAUCUUUCAUCCUGGUCACCGGUUGUGCCAAUAUGAUUCUCAUGGCUGCGCUCUGGGUCCUUUACAUGUCCCUAGUCAAUGUGGGACAGAUCUGGUAAGUAGGAAGAACGGGGCACAUGUGAGCUAGAUGUGCUGUAAC